Molecule: messenger RNA, 1595 nt
Organism: Physeter macrocephalus (sperm whale)
Lineage: Eukaryota; Metazoa; Chordata; Mammalia; Artiodactyla; Physeteridae
Gene: TPM3
Product: tropomyosin 3
Exons: 9
Coding region: 105-959 (284 amino acids)
Biological process (GO): actin filament organization; muscle contraction
Cellular component (GO): actin filament
Molecular function (GO): actin filament binding
Source: RefSeq, a predicted model, not a curated record
CAAGUCUGGGGAACUAGUCAAUCAGCCAGCAGCCCCUUCUUUCUUACCCUAGUCUCCAGUCCUCCAGUGUUCACAGGUGAGCUCCCCAACAGCCACUGUUCACGAUGGAGGCCAUCAAGAAAAAGAUGCAGAUGCUGAAGUUGGACAAGGAGAAUGCUCUGGAUCGGGCAGAGCAAGCUGAAGCCGAGCAGAAGCAGGCAGAAGAAAGAAGUAAACAGCUGGAAGAUGAGCUGGUAGCCAUGCAGAAGAAGCUGAAAGGGACAGAGGAUGAGCUGGACAAGUAUUCUGAAGCUUUGAAGGAUGCCCAGGAGAAGUUGGAGCUGGCAGAGAAGAAAGCAGCUGAUGCUGAGGCUGAGGUGGCCUCCUUGAACCGUAGGAUCCAGCUGGUUGAAGAGGAGCUGGACCGUGCUCAAGAGCGCCUGGCCACUGCCCUGCAAAAGCUGGAGGAAGCUGAGAAAGCUGCUGAUGAGAGUGAGAGAGGUAUGAAGGUUAUUGAAAACCGAGCCUUAAAAGAUGAAGAAAAAAUGGAACUCCAGGAAAUCCAACUCAAAGAAGCUAAGCACAUUGCAGAAGAGGCAGAUAGGAAGUAUGAAGAGGUGGCUCGUAAGUUGGUGAUUAUUGAGGGAGACUUGGAACGCACAGAGGAGCGAGCUGAGCUGGCAGAGUCCCGUUGCCGAGAGAUGGAUGAGCAGAUCAGACUGAUGGACCAGAACCUGAAGUGUCUGAGUGCUGCUGAAGAAAAGUACUCUCAAAAAGAAGACAAAUAUGAGGAAGAGAUAAAGAUUCUUACUGAUAAACUCAAGGAGGCAGAGACCCGUGCUGAGUUUGCUGAGAGAUCGGUAGCCAAGCUGGAAAAGACAAUUGAUGACUUGGAAGAUAAACUGAAAUGCACCAAAGAGGAGCACCUCUGUACACAAAGGAUGCUGGACCAGACUCUGCUUGACCUGAAUGAGAUGUAGAGCACCCCAGUCCCAUCCUGCCGCUGCUCCUCCCUCUGACUCCGCUGAGGCCAGCCUGCCCGAAGCUGACCUUUAAACUGAGGGCUGACCUUUAACUGGAAGGCUGCUUUCUCCUUUCGCCACCUCUCCCACCCCCACCCCUGUGUCCUUUUCGCCAAACUGUCUCUGCCUCUCCCCAGAGAUUCCAUUUGGGCUAGAGGCUGAGCACCUUUGGGAACAACGUUUAAGGGAAUGUGAGCACAAUGCUAAGUGUCUUUAAAAGCAUGUUGUGAUGUACACAUUUUGUAAUUACCUUUUCUGUUGUUGAUGUAGCAGCCAGUUGUAAAACAUUCCAGAUAAUUCCAUAGUUUUGAAGCAGCAGUCUAAUCCCUUUUUCACUUUUGGAAGGUAACUUUUCAGCUUAAUGCAUAUUGCCCUCUCCGUAGAGGAGGGGGAAAGGUAUGGGCCUGCCUUACUGAGAGCCAAACAGCCCAGAGAAGGACUCCAUUCUGGGAAACCUUAUUGCUCUGUAAAAAGUACCCCGCCAAACCAGAAAGGUGAUUCCAGAAGGAGUUAGCCAAAAAAAAAAAAAAAAAAAAAAAAAAGCGCUGUUCAGGUUUUCAGCUUUACGGUAUCUUUGGGCAACUUUUUUUUUCC